UGAAUCUAGUCGGGUCGGGACGGGAUUCAGUACGUCGAGAUAACUUUUAUGUUUUGGCGCGCGGAAAUGCUGACACCGGCAUUUUCUAUCAGCUCGUGAUCCGAAUCAUCGAAUGCGAUUGGCAACAUUAAAAUAUUGUAUAUGGUUGUGGUUAACAGCUCUCAGAGGAAGGCGACUCACCGUUGGUUGGUUCGCAGUAAGUAAAUAUACCAAAGCGGAAUCGUUCAAGUGGGCGUUAUGCACUGCGAACUGGAGGUAACGCGAAAAACGGAACUUUUGCAACAUUUCCAGUGUGGAAUUUGCUUGGAAAGUGUGCAUGAGGCUCGGCUCUGUCCUGACUGUUCGAAGCUGUUUUGUCAUCAGUGCAUUCGCGCCUGGAUCGAUAAAGGCGCCAAAAGUUGUCCCAACUGUCGAACGGAAGUGUCCACAGAUUCGUGGGUAAAAGGCUACUCAAUCAACCAGAUCCAGGAGUCUAUGCGAAAACUGUUCGCAAGCAUGGAGGAAGGAAUGUUUUGCAAGGACCACAUAAACCAGCAGCUUUCGUUGUUUUGCUAUCUCUGCGAGGUCAACAUUUGUGUGAAGUGCUGGUUCUCGGAAGAGCAUGCGGAACAUAAGGAGCGUACAGUUCCAAUAGAAGAAGCUUUUGAAUACUAUCAGCAAAAUUUAAAAGCAUCCCUGCGCUGGGCCACCAAACGGGAGAAAGUACUUAACGAUAUAUUGGAUGAGAUAGCGGCAAAUCAGAACAAACUCAAUGACGAACGAAACAGGGUUGCGGAACUUUGCGAUAAGUCGAAAACCUUAGUAGCCGAUCAAUCACACCCAGUGAAACUGAUGCAGAUUAUCCAGACGGGUCGAGCUAUAGUUCAGUUGCAUACCGACCUACAAGAUGAAACUAAAGCAUUGCGUUUUGACCGUCGAAAGUAUUUCGUUCCGAAGCCGACUGCAUUGGUGUUUCGUAUAGAGAACAUCCCUGAAGUUGUGUUGAAGUACGUGAAACGUGAAGUAUCCCUGGAAGACCCGUAUGGGUGUGAGUGGAAAUGCAAUGUCUUCAGGGAAACGUGUGUGGGCACCAUACUGAUCGUAGAACUUUGUCUAGUCAAAGGAAAAACUAGCGAAUACUCUGUUCUCUUCGGCGAGGAGCAGGAAGCAAUUUAUCAUUUCGGUAAAGAGGCGGUUCGGAUUGGCACAUUCGAUCUUAAAGAUAAUAUUGACCACGAUUUUCUGGAGCUAACCAUUUCGGUGAGUCAAUCGUAUGGGGAUCGACUUGAUCAAUUGCAAGACUACAUCCGUCGAUUGGAGAUAGAAAAAGAAGAGUACAAAUCACUAAAGAAGUAUCUUGCCGAGUGGGAGACGAAGAUCACGCCCUCAUGCGUCUAAUAUGGUGCCAGUUCGAAGGCUAACAUCAUUAAGUUUGUCUUUACAGGACUAAAUAUGUGAUUGCUUUGACAACAGUAGUGACAUACGAUCGUACUCUUGAAUAUGUAAAUGUUAAGACUAACAUUGAUUUUAAGCCCAAUGAAUUGAUUCUUGCCACAUUGAAUUUAAAAUGUAUUUUAAACCACAUUGAAUUUAAAGUGUAUUAAAAACACUAAGUAAAACAA
Molecule: messenger RNA, 1601 nt
Organism: Armigeres subalbatus
Lineage: Eukaryota; Metazoa; Arthropoda; Insecta; Diptera; Culicidae
Product: E3 ubiquitin-protein ligase TRIM37-like
Exons: 5
Coding region: 238-1377 (379 amino acids)
Biological process (GO): negative regulation of centriole replication; protein autoubiquitination
Cellular component (GO): aggresome; peroxisome
Molecular function (GO): zinc ion binding; ubiquitin protein ligase binding; tumor necrosis factor receptor binding
Source: RefSeq, a predicted model, not a curated record